Molecule: messenger RNA, 3127 nt
Organism: Hermetia illucens (black soldier fly)
Lineage: Eukaryota; Metazoa; Arthropoda; Insecta; Diptera; Stratiomyidae
Gene: pug
Product: C-1-tetrahydrofolate synthase, cytoplasmic
Exons: 10
Coding region: 142-3051 (969 amino acids)
Biological process (GO): tetrahydrofolate interconversion
Cellular component (GO): cytosol
Molecular function (GO): methenyltetrahydrofolate cyclohydrolase activity; methylenetetrahydrofolate dehydrogenase (NADP+) activity; ATP binding
Source: RefSeq, a predicted model, not a curated record
ACAGCAGCUAGUCCCUUGUGGAAUUUUACGAAGAAUCGGAAAUUUAUUUAUUGAUUUCGAAAAUAAUUUAAUUUAAUUUCUAUAAUUAUUUUAACGAAUUUAGUAUUAUUUUUAUUUAUUAUUAAAUCAUUUUGAGAAAAUAUGAAAUUUGCAAAGUAUUUAGUUGCCUUCUCCCGGUCCUACAUGAGUGGCCCACUGCCGCGUAUUGCGGAAAAAGAACUGACUAUACACGGAAUCCUUAGUAACAUGUCUGAAGCAAAGUUGCUUUCGGGGACGGAAAUUUCAAAGCAAAUUCGUGAGGAGCUGAAACAAGAUGUGACCACACUCAGUGCGAAGAUUCCGAAUUUCCGUCCUGGCUUGACUAUCGUUCAGGUCGGCGGACGUGAGGAUUCCAAUGUGUAUAUUCGUAUGAAAAUGAAAGCUGCAACGGAAAUUGGUAUUCGCGCUGAACAUUUGAAGUUACCGAAAUCUAUUACACAGAUUGAGUUGUUGGAGAAGAUUGACGAACUGAAUAAUUCUCCUGAUGUUCAUGGUAUUAUCGUUCAAAUGCCUUUAGACUGCUCAUCUGAUAUUAAUUCGGUGGCGGUCAUUAAUGCUGUUUCGCCAGACAAAGAUGUUGAUGGCUUGAAUACAAUCAACGAAGGUCGCGUAGCUAUUGGAGAUUUUUCUGGAUUUCUCCCUUGCACACCACAAGGUUGCAUUGAAUUGAUUAAAAGAACUGGAACAAAAAUUGCUGGGUCAAAAGCUGUUGUACUCGGAAGAAGCAAAAUUGUUGGAACCCCGGUUGCUGAACUGUUAAAAUGGGAACAUGCAACCGUAACAGUUUGUCACACCAGAACCAGAAGUUUACAUGAAGAAGUCAGAAAGGCUGAUAUUGUUGUAGCUGCAAUGGGGCAACCGGAAACAAUCCGAGGCAACUGGAUUAAACCUGGCGCCAUUGUCAUUGAUUGUGGUAUAAACGCCGUGCCUGAUCCAACGAAACCAACGGGCCAGAAACUUCUAGGCGAUGUUUGCUUUGACGAAGCUGCACAGGUUGCAUCCUUUAUAACGCCUGUCCCAGGUGGCGUCGGCCCCAUGACUGUUGCUAUGUUAAUGAGGAAUACCGUGCAGGCAGCCCAGCGAGCAGCCGAGCAUAUAUUGAGUAAAUAUUGGGACAUUAAACCUCUGCCGCUAAUUCCAAAAGAUCCUGUUCCAAGUGACAUUGUAAUAGCCCGUUCCCAAAAGCCCAAAGAUAUUUCCUCAUUAGCUGCGGAAAUUGGAUUACUUCGUAACGAAGUUUCACUAUAUGGAAAUACCAAAGCCAAAAUAGCACUCAGCGUUCAAAAUCGUCUUGCUCAAAGAAAGGAUGGAAAAUACGUAGUUGUAGUAGGAAUCACUCCAACACCUCUUGGUGAAGGCAAGAGCACAACUUCUGUUGGUUUAGUUCAAGCUCUAUGUGCCCACAAGAGACGCAAUUCAGUCGUUUGUCUGCGUCAACCUUCUCAAGGACCAACUUUCGGAAUAAAAGGCGGUGCUGCAGGCGGUGGCUACUCACAAGUCAUCCCCAUGGAAGAGUUUAAUUUGCAUUUAACUGGUGACAUUCAUGCAAUUACAGCUGCAAAUAAUUUAUUGGCUGCACAAUUGGAUACACGUAUUUUCCAUGAAGCUACGCAAACCGAUCAAGCAUUAUAUGAUCGUUUGGUACCACGUAUUCGUGGUGAACGUAAAUUUUCAAAGAUACAAUUGCGUCGACUUGAAAGACUUGGUAUUAAGAAAACUGAUCCUGAUAGUUUAACUCCUGAAGAGUUUGGACGAUUUGCUCGAUUGAAUAUUGACCCGAAUAGGAUAAUGAUGACGAGAGUGAUGGAUGUCAACGAUAGAUACCUUCGCUCGAUAACGAUCGGCCAAUCGCCAACUGAGAAAAAUAUCACACGACAGACGGAGUUCGCUAUCUCCGUUGCCAGCGAAAUUAUGGCAGUCUUAGCCCUAUCUAAAAAUCUUUCAGACAUGAAGACGCGUCUAGGCAAAAUGGUUGUGGCUUUUGACAAGGCUGGGAACCCGGUAACAGCUGACGAUUUAGGAAUGACUGGAGCUAUGAUGGUCCUUCUCAAGGACACCAUUGAGCCGACCCUCAUGCAGACACUUGAAGGAACUCCUGUGCUGGUACAUGCUGGACCAUUUGCAAACAUUGCCCAUGGUUGCUCAUCAAUAAUUGCUGAUGAUAUAGCAUUGAAGCUGGUGGGAGAAGAUGGUUUUGUUGUUACUGAAGCUGGAUUCGGUUCUGAUAUUGGAAUGGAGAAAUUCUUCGAUAUAAAAUGCCGUGCUUCAGGCCGGGUAGCCGAUGCUGUUGUACUAGUAGCAACUGUUCGUGCUUUGAAAAUGCAUGGUGGUGGCCCCGCCGUCGUCCCAGGUGCACCACUUAAGAAGGAAUAUACCGAAGAGAAUUUGGAACUUUUAGAGAAGGGAUUACCAAACUUGUUGAAGCAUAUUGAAAACGGAAAAAUAUUUGGGGUUCCCGUUGUUGUGUGCAUUAAUGCUCAUAGCAAAGAUACUGACGCUGAACAUGAACUUAUCCGCAAGGCUGCACUUGAAGCAGGAGCCUUUGAUGCAGUCAUUUCAAGAGGUUGGAAUUACGGAGGAUCUGGUGUGGUCGACGCUGCUGAAGCUGUCAUUCGUGCUGCUGAAUGCCCAAAGAACUUCAAAUUCCUUUACAACCCCAAGGCUCCUCUUGUUGAAAAAAUUGCAACAAUAUCAAGUCAAAUGUAUGGCGCUGGAGAAGUUGAACUAUCAGCGAAAGCACAGGAAGCAGUUGAUUUCUUGACUGCAAAAGGAUAUGGUGAUCUACCAAUAUGCAUGUCUAAAACGUCAGCUUCGUUGACUGGUGAUCCGAAUAUCAAAGGUGCACCGAAAGGUUUCAAGUUUUACGUUAAUGAUGUAUACUUGUCGGCUGGUGCUGGAUUUGUUGUGGUAAUGUGUGGAGCUAUCUCGAAAAUGCCUGGAUUGCCGACGAGACCGUGUAUUUAUGAUAUCGAUUUGAAUACUGAAACUGGCGAAAUUGAAGGAUUAUUCUGAUUUAAAAGAAUUACGUACUUUUUUAUACCACACAUUUUAUCUCAACAGCCGAAAAUAAAAAAAAGUUAUACGCAAA